Bacillus rossius redtenbacheri is the source of this 679-nucleotide messenger RNA. RefSeq names its product protein apterous-like. Gene Ontology annotation, biological process: regulation of transcription by RNA polymerase II; neuron differentiation. Gene Ontology annotation, cellular component: nucleus. Bases 85 to 414 code for a protein of 109 amino acids. Gene Ontology annotation, molecular function: RNA polymerase II transcription regulatory region sequence-specific DNA binding; DNA-binding transcription factor activity, RNA polymerase II-specific. The transcript has 2 exons. The record is from RefSeq and is a predicted model, not a curated record. NCBI's taxonomy places the organism in Eukaryota, Metazoa, Arthropoda, Insecta, Phasmatodea, Bacillidae.
AGUGGUUCCAGAGCUGACGACCGCGUGUUGGUACCUGGUCGUCUCAGACUUGUGCUCCAUGUCGCAGACCUGAACACCGACUUCAUGGACGUGGCGUACGGACGCUCGGGAGCCGGGACGCCGGGCAUGCCGGGCUCCAAAGGCCAGCAUGGCACCAAGCGCAUGCGCACCUCCUUCAAGCACCAACAGCUGCGCACCAAGCUAAUGCGCACAUCCUUAAAGCACAACCAGCUGCGCACCAUGAAUUCCUACUUCGCCAUCAACCAGAACCCUAACGCCAAGAACCUGGAGCAGCUGUCCCAGAAGACAGGGUUGCCCAAGAGGGUGCUGCAGUUCACAUCCUGGGGGGGGGGAGGGUGUCAUGACCCGUGUGACCCCCCUCUGGAAGGUGUGGUUCCAGAACGCGCGCGCUAAGUGGCGGCACAUGGUCCUCAAGCAGGAGGGCAAGGCGGGGCUGCCGGGGGACUAGUGCCCGCGGCCGGACCAGCUGAGCGACCUGGAGGCCUUCUAGCAACACGGGCCUGAUCCAAUAAUGCGGCCGCAAUAUUUGUUUUGAAUAAAUGUAUAAUUAAUAAUUUAUAAUUUGUUUUGUAAUAAAUUAAAUUUUAAUUAAUUAAAUUUUUUGUUAAAUUUUGGAUUAUUUUAAGAAAUUUGUGAUAAAUAUAUUAUUUAACUUUUA